AUGACUGAGUUAUCCUUCUCAAACACUUCCACCAAGAAGAAUGAGUUAUCCAGUAACCUCUUUUCCAUCUUCUUCAACUUCUGUUUCUCCAUUUGUUCUCAUCCUUUGUACUUCUCCUACUUCAUCUUCUUCUCCCCUUACCUCCUAAGGAUCCUCUCUUUCCUCUCCCCUUUGUUCAUCACCACAGCCCUUCUCCUUGUUGCCCUUCUCACUUUUACUCCCAACAAUCUUGUUCAGGACAAGUGCGGUUCUGAGCCUUCUGAGUCCAAAUGGGGCAUUCUUCUUUCUGUCUUGCAAUAUUUUCUUGCAUGGCUGCACUCCAAGGCUGAUGAGAUGGAUGAGGACAUGGGGUUGCUAGGUGAGGUUGAAGCAUAUCUUGUCAUGUUCCAAGCAUCAAUCUUUGAAGUGUUUGAACCCAAGUCAGUGGAAGAAUGUUCAGAAGGAUUCGAAGCAGUUGAUGUUGAGUGCUUAACUGAAGAAAGAGAAGAUUCUUGUCCAAUUGGAGAUCCAAAGGCUAGUGCCAAAUUGGAUGAAAACCCUGUUCCACAACCAAAGUUCGAUUUUCCAUUGGAAGAUUUGCCUAUAUUUAGUGCCCGACAGAGUUUUGAACAAGAUUGUCCCCAGAGGAAGAUACAUGUGGAGAAGCAAACAGUGUUGGAUGAAGACAGUGUUGAAAAAGUUGAUGAAGUGGAAGCCAGUGUGCCAAUUGUGGAAGUCAAGAGCCUAGAAAGCUUGUUCCAAGAAAAUGAAGGGUUGGAAGAUUUGUGUUGUGAAAAGGAGCAGAAAGAAGUGAAGCCACUGAUUGCUGAGUUCAAUAAAGUUGAAGAAAGUAAAGAGAAAUUGGGGUUGAGAAGUGGAUCCAAAGUGAGUCCUAUGAGUGAUGGAGAAUUUGGUUUUGCUGCAUCAGGGAGGGUGAAGUCUUUAUCACAAAGACUGGAAGCAAACAUUGGGAGUCCAGAAAGCAACUGGGUGUACAGUGGAAAAGGCAUAGGAAAUGGUGAAGCAUUUGGGUCCAAUCAUGGGGGUUUUGGUUCAAUGAGAGUGGAGAAAGAGUGGAGGAGGACCUUGGCCUGCAAGCUGUUUGAGGAAAGGCACAAUGCAGAUGGGAGUGAAGGAAUGGACAUGCUUUGGGAGACUUAUGAGACAGAGUCCAACAAGGUUCUGCAGAAGAGCAAGACCAAGAAAGGGAAGAAAGGUGAGGUUGAGAAAAAUGAGGAUGAGGAAGAGGAAGAGGAGGACAUGGAGGGUAAGUUGUGCUGCUUACAGGCUCUCAAAUUCUCAACAGGGAAGAUGAAUUUAGGAAUGGGAAGACCUAAUCUUCUCAAAUUCUCCAAGGCCAUCAAAGGCAUUGGAUGGUUGCACCAUGUUGGCAAGCAUGGCAGAAAAAGUAGCCAUUCAAAUUAG
Vigna angularis (adzuki bean) is the source of this 1404-nucleotide messenger RNA. RefSeq lists its product as uncharacterized. The record is from RefSeq and is a predicted model, not a curated record. Lineage: Eukaryota; Viridiplantae; Streptophyta; Magnoliopsida; Fabales; Fabaceae. The transcript has a single exon. The coding region runs from base 1 to 1404 and encodes 467 amino acids.